AUGGAGAUUGAGGAACAAGAGCUCGAGUUCUUCAAAGAACAAACCAGACUUCCAGAUUUUGCAGUUCCUAAACGUUAUGAUCUCACACUAAAACUUGAUCUUUUGGGUUGUAGUUUUUCUGGGAUUGUACUAACUGAUAUUGCCAUCAAUAAAGCCACACAAUUCCUCAUCUUGAAUGCACUUGAACUUGUCAUUCAUCAAGUCUCCUUCACCAACUCUCAAUCCCAAAAAUAUGUUCCAUCAGAUAUUGUGGUCGACGACCAAGCCGAGAUAGUUGUGCUGGUGUUUGAUGAUGUAUUGAAUGUGGGAAAUGGAGAACUGGAGAUCGGAUUUUCAGGGGUUCUUAAUGAACACUCUAUGGGCUUCUAUAGAUGUACUUACAUGGAUGAAGGAGAGAAGAAAAAUAUGGCUGCGACUCAAUUUGAGGCAGUGGAUGCGCGCAGGUGCUUUCCAUGCUGGGAUGAACCUGCUCUAAAGGCUACCUUCAAGAUAACAUUAGAAAACGUUCCGUCGGAGUUGACGGCAUUGUCCAAUAUGCCUGUUUCCGUGGAAAAAUUUGAUGGGCACCUUAAGAGUGUUUAUUUUGAAGAAUCAAUAGUUAUGUCAACUUAUUUGGUGGCUGUUGUAGUUGGUUUGUAUGACUACAUUGAAGGCAUAACAGCUGAUGGAAUCAAGAUCCGAGUAUAUACUCCUAUAGGUAAAAGUGAGAUGGGGAAGUUUGCUCUAAAUAUAGCAAUGAAGACACUGGAGUUUUUUGAGAAUUACUUCUCAAUGCCUUAUUCUCUUCCAAAGCUGGAUGUGGUUUCAGUUCCUGUAUUUGCUGAUGCAGCCAUGGAGAAUUAUGGUUUGAUUACAUUUCGAGAAACUGAGCUGCUUCAAGAUGAAUUGCAUUCUGCAGCAGCUAACAUACUAAGGCUUACGAUUGUUGUGGCACAUGAAGUUGCUCAUCACUGGUUUGGUAAUUUGGUCACAAUGGAAUGGUGGACUCAUCUAUGGCUUAAGGAGGGGAUUGCAACUUGGGUAAGCUAUUUAGUUACUGAUAAAUUAUUCCCUGAAUGGAAAAUUUGGAAUCGGUUUAUUCAAGAUAUGACAAGUGCUCUGCGUAUGGAUGCCUUGGAACAAUCUCAUCCAAUUGAGGUGGAAAUACACCAAGCUCGAUCAGUUCUUGAAUUUUUUGAUGCAAUAAGUUACAGAAAGGGCUCUUCUGUUAUUCGAAUGUUACAGGAUUAUCUUGGUGAUGAAAUAUUCCAGAAGUCUUUAGGCUUGUACAUGAAGAGAUAUGCAUUCGCGAAUGUCAAGACUGAAGACUUAUGGAAUGUUCUAACAGUGGUAUCUGGCGUUGAAGUUAACACAAUCAUGGAGACAUGGAUAAAGCAAAAAGGCUAUCCAGUUAUCUCAGUAGAGCUGAAAGAUCAUAUUUUAGAAUUUGAGCAGAAUCAAAUGAUAUCUUCUGGUUUGCAUUCUGAUAGUCAAUGGAUAGUCCCGAUGACCCUAUCCCUUGGUUCAUACAACAACCAAAAGAAGUUCCUUCUACGAACAAAAAAGGGGCAAUUGGAUGUAGUGGAAUUUUUCCAUUCUUCUGAUAUAAGUUCAAGCAGGCACAAACAGCAUAACGAGGAGAAUUUUGACAAUAAUUGGUGGAUCAAAAUAAAUGUACACCAGGCUGGUUUUUACAGGGUGAAGUAUGAUGAUAACCUGAUGGCUCGGUUAAAGAAAGCUAUACAGUGCAACUACUUAUCAGCUGCAGAUGAAUUUGGAAUUUUGGAUGACGCAUUUUCUCUUUGUGAGGCUUGUGAGAUGCCAUUUUCGUCUCUGCUUAUCCUGAUGGAUGUGUACAGGAAGACACUUGAUUACAUCAUGCUAUCAAGACUUACUGAUGUAUGCCGUACUGUUGUGAAAAUUAUAAGCGAUGCCAUUCCACAAUUGGUGUCUGAUUUGAAACAAUUCUGCAUCAACCUCCUCCUAUUAUCAGCAAAAAAACUAGGCUGGGAUUCCACAUCUGAAGAAAGCCAAUUAAAUGCACUGAUGAGGGAAGAGGUUCUGACGGCAUUGGCUAGUUUUGGCCAUCCUCAAACUCAUGAAGAAGCAAGGAAGCGGUUUCAUGCAUUUUUAGACGAUACGAAGACAUCACUUCUUCCUGUUAACACCAGAAAGGCUGCUUAUACAGCCAUAAUGAGGAAUGCAAGUACUGAGAAUAGGAAAGGAUUGGAUUGCCUCCUAAAGAUAUAUAGAGAAGUUGGAGAAGUGCAGGAAGAGACCAGGGUGUUACGCUGUAUAGCAUCUUCUCCAGACCCAAUUAUAGUUACAGAAGUUCUGAAUUUGAUGUUAUCUGAUGAGGUUCGACGUCAAGAUAUAGUUUACAUACUACCAGGGAUAAGCUGGGAAGGUCGUGCCACAGCAUGGUCAUGGUUUAAAGAAAACUGGGAUCAGAUCCUAAAAACAUGGGAACCUGAAAUGCUUCUGACUUAUUUCAUUAGAGACAUAAUCACACCACUUAGCAGCCAUGAGAUGGCAGACGAAGUGGAAGAAUUUUUCGCAGCCCACCCGGUUCCAUCAGUCGCCAUGAAUCUGAAACAAAGCCUGGAACUAGUAAGAAUCAAAGCAAGGUGGAUUGAAUACAUAAAGGAAGAGAAAGAAUCACUUAUAGAGGUGGUUAAAGGAUUAGCCUCCAAGAAAUGA
Molecule: messenger RNA, 2679 nt
Organism: Fraxinus pennsylvanica
Lineage: Eukaryota; Viridiplantae; Streptophyta; Magnoliopsida; Lamiales; Oleaceae
Source: the annotation of a GenBank genome assembly